Molecule: messenger RNA, 1064 nt
Organism: Dioscorea cayenensis subsp. rotundata (Guinea yam)
Lineage: Eukaryota; Viridiplantae; Streptophyta; Magnoliopsida; Dioscoreales; Dioscoreaceae
Product: transcription repressor MYB5-like
Exons: 2
Coding region: 52-795 (247 amino acids)
Source: RefSeq, a predicted model, not a curated record
AUAUAUAAAACCCUAACCCUAACCCUAACCCUAACCCUAAUUGAAGGAAGGAUGAGAAAUCCAAGCUCUUACUCUUCAUCUUCUUCAUCUACUCUCAAAAGGAAAGGUCCAACUCCCUGCUGCACCAAAGAUUCAGUGAAGAGAGGUCCAUGGACAGCUGAAGAAGAUGCAAUCCUUUCAAACUACGUCCAAAGAGAAGGUGAAGGAAAGUGGCGCACUUUGCCUCAACGUGCCGGCCUUCUCCGUUGCGGCAAGAGCUGCCGUCUUCGCUGGAUGAACUAUCUUCGCCCUUCCGUCAAGCGUGGUGCCAUCGCCGCCGAUGAAGAAGACCUCAUUCUCCGUCUCCAUCGUCUUCUCGGCAACCGAUGGUCUUUGAUCGCCGGGAGGAUUCCGGGGAGGACGGAUAAUGAGAUCAAGAACUAUUGGAACACUCAUCUUAGCAAGAAGCUUAUCGGUCAAGGGAUCGAUCCAAGAACUCACAAACCUUUCGAGAAUGGAGUUCAAGAACAUGCAAUUCAUGUUGUAGCUGAAGGAAACCCUAACCCUAACCCUAAUUACCCAAACCCUAAUAAUGUUAGUGGAGAUCAGCAGUUUAACUAUGAGGGCUUUGAGAAUUACUUGGAAGGGAUUGAAGUUGAUUGUGGAGAGAUUUGGAAGAGCACUGGUGAGGGUUUAUUCAUUGAUCAGAUGGAAUGUAAUGAAGGGAAGAGUGUCGAAGAGAACGAUGAGAUUUUCGGCUUUCUUAAUUCAUUGAUGAAUGAUGAUGUUGAUGAAUUGCAUGAGAUCAAAGAAUGAGUACAGAGAAGCAUCGUUUAUUUUGGUGGUGCUCUUGCAUGGAAUCAUAUAUAUAUAUAUCAUGAAGGUAAGUUUAGUUUGAUCUUCUAAUUAGGGUUUUAAGUUUCAAUGGUUUUAUAUUGAAGAAAAAAAGAAGAAGAAGUGUUGUUUGUAUUGUUGUUGUAAUGUAGUAUGAAUUUGUUAUUGUGAAAAUUAAGACUCUAAACUUUGUUGUUGUAAUUUGUAAUUAAAACCUUUUUUAUGUGAUGUUGAAUUAUAUAUAAUUAUGC